CAGUGUAGCGAGUUCGUAAGAAAACAAAUCUGCAGCGUUCGGGGCGGGGCCUCGCGCGCGCUGGCUCCGCCCCCUGGCGGCCGGCUCGGCGGCGACGGCGUAGCAGGCUCAGAACAGACCCCGCCCGUCGAGGAGGAGGGAGGGCUGCCAGUGUCGACAUGCUGCUGGAGGAGGUCCGCGCCGGCGACCGGCUGAGCGGGGCCGCGGCCCGAGGCGACGUGCAGGAGGUGCGCCGCCUUCUGCACCGCGAGCUGGUGCACCCCGACGCCCUGAACCGCUUCGGCAAGACGGCGCUGCAGGUCAUGAUGUUUGGCAGCCCCACCAUUGCCUUGGAGCUCCUCAAGCAAGGUGCCAGCCCCAAUGUCCAGGAUGCCACCGGCACUACUCCAGCCCAUGAUGCAGCACGCACUGGAUUCCUGGACACUCUGAAAGUUUUGGUAGAGCAUGGUGCUGAUGUCAAUGCUCCCGAUGGCACUGGGGCACUCCCCAUCCAUCUGGCAGUGCGAGAGGGCCACACAGCUGUGGUCAGCUUCCUGGCUACUGAGUCUGAUCUCCAUCACAGGGAUGCCAGGGGGCUCACACCCCUGGAGCUGGCACAGGGGAUAGGAGCUCAGGAUCUCAUGGACAUACUGCAGGGGCACACUGUGGUACUGCUGUGACCUGGGGCCACCCCCUCCAGCAACAGGACCCAGCGAGGUUCUAUGUUAAAAGAGGAGAGAAGAAACACUUUCUUCUUUCACUCCUGCCCACCGUCGAAAGGGAAGGGGCACCAGUUUGUGGCUUGUUGGUGUUGAUUUGCGGGGUGUGUGUGUUUGAGGGGUAUUUCUCAAUUUGUUUUUCUCACCCCUUUUGAUGUGUUGAGCAGAGAAGGGCUCCUGCAGACAUCAGCCAUCUAAACGGUUCAGUUUUCUCUGCGCCUCAGAUUGCUGGGGCUGCAAACGCCCAAGGGCAGAGCAUUUAAAGCCCCAGCCCGAGUGAGGUCAUCGCUUCCAGGGCUCCUGGAACCUGGCGACCUUGGCUGGCUGUACCCAGAGAGAGACCUCAAGUGUGCACACUGCUUUCAGGCAUGGGGGAGGGGGGGAGUGUUUCAAAUCAAUAAAAGGGUAGUAUCAGUUCAUUCAUAUUUUGUUGGAAGCUUGUUUUCCAGUCUCUUGUACAGCGUUUAAAAAAAAGAGAUUCUAUUUAUUAAGCUUUGUGGAAAAAAAAUUGUUGUGUGAUAACUUAAUGUUUUUACCCAUUAAAUUAAGACUUGUGCAUGAUCACAGA
This is a messenger RNA of Canis lupus familiaris (dog), 1266 nucleotides long. RefSeq names its product cyclin dependent kinase inhibitor 2D (gene CDKN2D). The record is from RefSeq and is a predicted model, not a curated record. Gene Ontology annotation, molecular function: cyclin-dependent protein serine/threonine kinase inhibitor activity; protein kinase binding. Bases 159 to 659 code for a protein of 166 amino acids. Gene Ontology annotation, cellular component: nucleus. NCBI's taxonomy places the organism in Eukaryota, Metazoa, Chordata, Mammalia, Carnivora, Canidae. The transcript has 3 exons. Gene Ontology annotation, biological process: negative regulation of cell population proliferation; regulation of cyclin-dependent protein serine/threonine kinase activity.